This is a messenger RNA of Neohortaea acidophila, 2252 nucleotides long. RefSeq lists its product as uncharacterized. The record is from RefSeq and is a predicted model, not a curated record. Gene Ontology annotation, molecular function: TFIIIC-class transcription factor complex binding. The coding region runs from base 72 to 1898 and encodes 608 amino acids. Gene Ontology annotation, biological process: RNA polymerase III preinitiation complex assembly. The transcript has a single exon. NCBI's taxonomy places the organism in Eukaryota, Fungi, Ascomycota, Dothideomycetes, Mycosphaerellales, Teratosphaeriaceae. Gene Ontology annotation, cellular component: transcription factor TFIIIB complex.
CAUGACUCGAGAGAACAUCACUUUGUCUCUGCACGCUGCACAAUCACAGCAGUAGUAGCAGCAGGCAGAUCAUGCCGACUCUAGUCUCGUCGGCGGUUGGCAACCAAAAGGUUGCUGCCCCCAAAGGAGGAGCGCGACGACGGCAGCCACCUCCGCCCUCGCCAACACCAGCGAAAGCAGCGACUCCCGCCUCUACAACCACCGACUCUGCAGCCGUCGCACCCCCUUCGCCUCCGCCCACUCAGAAUGCCACUGUACCGAUCUCAGCUUCACCUUCUUACACAGAACCACCCGUCGUCGCGGUUGAAGAAGCGCAACCGGUGAGAGGUGCGAGUGUCGUUGAAGUUGAAACCACCUCGGCAACUACUCAGGAUACAUCUGCGCCAACAAUAGUUCAGCGAGGCCGCCGUGCUACUUCUCCUCGAAAGAGAAGGAACGACGAAGUUUCUACGGAAGAGCAGGCUCAGCCGGCCAAGCGGGCGAAGAAGGCUUCCACUCGAAGUAAUGCCAUUGCGCAAGCCGCGCUUGAGGGACGAGAGGAGCCGGCAGCGUCGGCCACAACGACUCGCGAGCAGGAGCAGGAUAUCACGCCACCAGCAACUGCAACCACUGCAGCGCCUGCACAGCAAGGAGCUCGCAAGAAGAAGCCGGCCCCUAAGAAACCGUCUCGGCGCAAAGCACUCGCCAGUGCCGCCGAAGCUGAGCCUGAAGAUGCGGAUGCGGAUGCACAAACGGACGAUGCUCAAACAACUACACAGCGAGCCGCGCCCAAGAAAAGGGGUCGACGGAGCAAGAAAGCGCAGGCGGCAGCAGCCCAGGCCGCUGCUGAGACUGCUGACGGUGAGAAUGGCGACGCGCAGGCGGGAGAUGAAGAAGCGGAUGAGGAAUCAGACCCCGAACUACACGAAAUCGACCCAAACACUCUGACGAUGUGGGAAUUAAGCGGAGACAAGAAGCAUGGCAAAAGCUCCGAGCGGGAGAGAAAGAUGGCCGAGAUCGAUUGGGUUGAGGUGGCUCGCAAGAGAAGAGAUGCUGGGGAGAGAGCAGCCGCCAAUCCCCAGAUUCCUUCUGCAGUGGAUGUGGUUGAGACAACAGAAGGGCCCGGCGGGACGUCCAUUCCACGCGAUCCAGCACCAGCGGCACUCACGCCGGGCGGAGCAAACGUAAGCGGCGUUCAGUUCCGCCUCGUCAACGGGCAAAUCGUGGAAGACGAAACGAGCUUGACGAUCGACCGACAAGCACGAGCGGAGGCGGAAGCGCAGACAGACACGCAGCCCAUCGAAGAGGAGAACGAUCUCACCGCGCGCGUGAACCGCACCACCUUCCUCAACGACCGGCGCCGCGACGCCGCCGAUCGGGUCCCGCAAUGGAAGCGCAAAAGCGACGCCUGGGACGACGAGGAAACGGAGCGCUUCUACGAGGCGCUCAGAAUGUUCGGCACGGACUUCUUCAUCAUCUCCAAGAUGUUUGCGCCCAAGACGCGGCGGCAUAUCAAGUUGAAGUUCUCGCGGGAGGAGCGCCUCGAUCCUGCGCGCAUCAAUGCGGCGUUGCUGGGGAAGCAUACAAAGCGGAUGGAUCUGGAGCACUACGCGAGGGAGUCGGGGACGGACAUGAGUGAGUUCACGGUGUACACGGGGGUGAAGCAGGCGGAGGAGGUGAUUCGGGAGAGCAUGGCUGGGAAGGAGGAGGAGAUGCUGGAGGCGAUUCGAGAGGAGGAGAGGUUGGAGGGCGAGAGGAAGAGGGAGAUGGAUUUGAAGGAGAAGAGUCGGCGGAAGGGACAGCAGGUUGCGAAGGGCAAGGGUGGGGUUGGCGGAGAGGGGAAGAAAAGGGGGAGGAAGAAGGCUGCGGAUGGGGAGGCUACGCUUGGAGGUGGUGGGCCUCAUGAGGAGGUUGGUUGAGGGCGCUCGUUGCUACAUGGCUUUGAUGCUGCCCUGACUCUCGCCAAUGGAUGAUAUCACGAGCAGUAAUAUGUAACGCUUCUCCACGACAAACGACCCUCUCGCAGUCCAUGGAUCCUGCUGCACAAUCUACUACACCUCCCUCGAGAAGUCAGCACGACCGCCAAGCCACGCCCAUGUUGCCCGUCAAACCCAACCUAACAACUUCAGAACGCUCCACCGGCUAGACCUCGCCUCCGCCUUUGACGAACACAUAAAUACCCCCCCCAGCGAUCCCAGCACUUCAUACCAACCACUUCGAGCGCGACAACCAAAGGCCGAAGUGGUUGGGGCCCUUUCACUUCCCUCCGUGAC